Amphibalanus amphitrite is the source of this 1742-nucleotide messenger RNA. RefSeq names its product transmembrane protein 50A-like. Gene Ontology annotation, cellular component: preribosome, large subunit precursor. Gene Ontology annotation, biological process: protein targeting to vacuole; maturation of 5.8S rRNA; late endosome to vacuole transport via multivesicular body sorting pathway. The transcript is spliced from 5 exons. NCBI's taxonomy places the organism in Eukaryota, Metazoa, Arthropoda, Thecostraca, Balanomorpha, Balanidae. The coding region runs from base 213 to 692 and encodes 159 amino acids. The record is from RefSeq and is a predicted model, not a curated record.
GAUCAUAGAUGACUCACUUUGACUUUUGAGUCAUAUUUGCUUGGACAUUUGUAUCAUUUCUUGUUGUCAGUUUGCACCUUUGUAAACUUGGUAGCACAGUUCAAGUUUUGGCAAACCAUGACUAGGCUACUGGAAUAAGAAAUGAAUUUAAUUAAUUUAUCUUAGGUAGAUUUAAUUAAUUUAUCAUAGAUACCUGUAGAGAAAUACCCAAGAUGGCAGGCUGUUUUGACUCGAUGCGAUUGGACUGCGAGUGUCUGGAGCUGGGCGAGCGAAGGAACGCCGUGGCUGCGGCCGUCAGUGGCGUCCUGUUCUUCACCGGCUGGUGGAUCAUGAUCGACUGUGCUGCCAUCUAUCCGAGCAUGGAGGAGAUGCACCACGCCUAUCACGUCUGUGGAGUGAUCGGGACUAUAUCGUUCUUCAUGAUAAACGCCGUUUCCAACGGGCACAUCCGCGGCGACAUGUACUCGACGGGCUGCCUGGGCCAGCGCGGCGCGCGGGUCUGGCUCUUCAUCGGGUUCCUGCUGGGAUUUGCUGCCAUCAUCGCCGCCAUGUGGAUCCUGUUCGCUGCCUACGUUGUCCCCGGAGGCAGCCGGUCCCAGUGGCCGGGCAUUGCCGUCGUGCUGCAGAACCUGUUCAUCUUCGCCGGCUCGCUGGUCUACAAGUUCGGCCGCUCGGAGGACCUCUGGGGCUGAGCGACGCUGGACGGCAGUGCUGCGGUCCGUGCCGGUCACCCGACGGUCUAGACAGGCUCACGGGGAUCGCCGGGGUGUCCUCGAUCGCCGGGCUUUCCGCGUCGCGUGGUGGACUCUUCGAGGACACUGGCGGCUAACCUAAGAUCUCGCGUCUGUCGGGGUCCUCUUUCUCGAGCGCUUUGUUUCACGCCGGUUUUGUGUCAGAACUGUGUUCUCAAUCCGGGGGUCGUCUCCCGAGCGCUGUUUAGCGGAGCUACCCGGCUCAUCUGCGGGUGCUCACUUGGAGAUGAUGGCAACUCCGACUCGUUCGACCGGCCUGGUCACAUCUCUGGUGCUCACCGGUCGUCUACCGCUGGACAUGACUGCCCCAGUGCUCCAGCUACGGCGUGUGUUGUGCGCUAUCUUUACCGAGAGUCGAUCUGGCUGAUCCCUCCGCAGUGGGAGCGCCCCGACGACGCACGGACUCGCCGGGUGGACAUCGGUUUCGUACCGUGAGAGAUCGGGACUAUUGAGAGUGAAGUGCGGAGUGUUCACCGUGGGAGCCGGGAGGUGUCUGAUGGUGCCUCACGUUGGAUAUGUCUUUGGUUGUAUACUACCAAAGGGUAUGUCUGCUCUGUUGGGGGUCUCUUAACUAGGCUAGUCCCCUUGAGGCUGAUAAUGAUACUAGGCAUUGUAUUAAUCGUGAAUGGGAUAUAAUGUAACGGAGAUUGGCAUUGUUCGAAUUGUGAGGGAGCUUGGAUUAUUCGAGCAAUAUUCGACGGUGUGAAGGGUCUAUUGCUUUCGUGUAAGAGCGUCAGAGUGAAUAUGAAGCAGCAUUCCCUUUUCGGCGUUCUUCUUCAGACCUUCCGUAACUUCGUAACCAUUUGUCAUAUAUGCCCCUCACUGUCUUUGAUUUGCGCAUCGGUGCAGAUUUAAUUUUAUGUAUAAGAAGCUGUAGCAUCAUAAGCACUAAGUAUGAGCACGAACCUGUUAAUCGACAACAUAUUUAAAGUUUUCGUUUACUGAACAGCUUCGGCGAAAUAUCGUGUGAAAUAAAGCAACAUGGAGACA